ACUCACUGAAAACAAAAAGCUAUAAACAUUCGCAAAUGUGCACGAAGCAGAGCCUGGCGUUAGAUUUGCGUUAUCUUUUGAUAUUCAAAUAGAUGGGACAAUUUUGUGAUCAGCUCAGCUAGCCGGUGUGCUAAUGAUACAUUGAUAUGAAAGCUUACAGAGGAACAUCUGGACACUCCCCCUCCCACUAUGGCCGACUCCAUGGAGAUAGAUGAUUCUCUGUACAGUCGGCAGCGGUAUGUACUGGGAGACAGCGCUAUGCAGCAGAUGGCCCAGUCUGCUGUAUUUCUCAGUGGAAUGGGAGCUCUUGGAGUCGAAAUAGCGAAAAAUAUUGUUUUGGCUGGAGUGAAGGCAGUCACCCUGCAUGACUGUAAGCAAUGUGAAGUUUGGGAUCUGGGUACCAACUUUUUUAUCAGAGAGGAGGAUGUGCAUAGCCAGAAAAAAAGAGUGGAAGCUGUUCAUUCUCGAGUGGCCGAGUUAAACCCAUAUGUUCAGGUCAGUGUGUCCUCUGAUGUCUUGGAUGAAAGCACUGACCUCAGCUUCCUGAAGAGAUACCAGUGUGUAGUGCUAACCGAAACAAAGCUGAACUUACAGAAACAGAUCAAUAAUUUCUGCCAUGCUCAGCAGCCUCCUAUCAAGUUCAUUGGCUGUGAUGUGUUCGGGAUCUCCUCGCGAGUGUUCUGUGAUUUCGGGGACACGUUUGAGGUGUCUGAUCCUACGGGAGAAGAACCGAAAGAACUCUUCAUCCAGAGCAUCACUCAGGAAACAUCUGGGGUGGUUAUGUGUAUGGACAGUCGAACACAUGGACUCCAGACAGGACAGAGUGUGUGUUUCAAGGAAAUUAAUGGCAUGACUGAACUCAACGGUACUACACACCAAGUUACAGUUCUUUCCCCCUACAGUUUUGCAAUCGGAGAUACCUCAUCGUUCCAGCCGUAUACACACGGAGGAAUCCUUCGCCUGGUUAAGACCCCCAAAACAAUCAGCUUUGAGACCAUGGAACAGCAGUUAUCCGACCCUCGGCUCCUCACUCCAGACUUCAGUAAACCAGAGGUUCCUCUACAGCUUCAUGCAAUCAUGUUAGCUUUGGAUGCCUUCCUGGAACAGCAUGGCAGACAUCCCAAGAUUGGUUGUUUGCAGGAUGCUGAGCUGCUCCUGAAGUUCACAGAGGAGAUCAGCAAAACACUAAAAAACAAAGCAUCUAUAAAUGAAGAGCUGGUGAGGUGUGUUUCGCGCUGCUCGAGGGGUUGUCUCUUUCCUCUCGCCGCAGCGGUGGGUGGCAUUGCAAGUCAGGAGGUGCUGAAGGCUCUCACCGGAAAGUUCACCCCUCUUCAGCAAUGGUUUUAUCUCGAUGCAAUGGAGGUGGUUCAGCCCCUACAGUCUCUCCCUGCUGAAGAAUUUGCAUCAAGGGGUGAUCGGUACGAUGCUUUGAGGGCAUGUAUCGGCGAGUCGCUGUGUUUGAAGCUGCACACAUUUCAAGUUUUUAUGGUGGGCUGUGGAGCUAUUGGCUGUGAGAUGCUAAAAAAUUUGGCACUGAUGGGUGUGGGGCUAAACAGAUGCUCAGGAGAGAUUUGCAUCACCGAUCCAGAUCUGAUUGAAAAAUCCAACCUUAAUCGACAAUUUCUCUUCAGACCUCAUCAUAUACAGAAACCUAAAAGCACUACAGCAGCAGCCGCUACAUUAGAAAUCAACCCGGAACUACAAAUAGAUGCUCAUCUGAACAAAGUGUGUCCUGCUACAGAGGACAACUAUAGCGAUGUUUUCUUCUCCCGCCUCAACGUGGUGGUCACCGCACUUGAUAACGUGGAGGCGCGAAGAUACGUGGAUAGUCGGAGCGUAUCCAAUCAGAAAGCUCUGUUAGACUCUGGUACCAUGGGGACGAAAGGACACACGGAGAUCAUCAUCCCAAACCUCACUGAGUCCUACAAUAGCCAUAGAGACCCACCGGAGGAAGAGAUUCCCUUCUGCACUCUAAAGUCUUUUCCUGCUGUUAUUGAACACACCAUACAGUGGGCAAGAGACAAGUUCGAGAGCGCUUUCUCCCACAAACCCUUCAUGUAUAACAUGUUCUGGCAGAGUCAUCCAUCAGCUCAAGAUGUGCUGCAGAGAUUGAUGGCUAGUGAGAGUAUGGAAGGAGCAUUUCAGGUCAUUAAGCUGUUGAGUCGGAGACCAACCCGCUGGGAUCACUGUGUAGCUCUCGCUCGCCUCAAAUUUGACAAGUACUUCAAAAGAAAGGCAUUACAACUACUGCACUCAUUUCCACUGGACACACGACUAAAGGAUGGCAGUCUGUUCUGGCAAUCACCCAAACGGCCGCCAUCUCCUAUAGAGUUUGACCUCAGUGACCCACUGCAUUUUAGUUUUGUUGCCAGUGCCGCUCGCCUCUUUGCUGGAAUUUAUAAUAUCCCAUACACAGAAAAGAAUCUUUCUUUCGAGGCUGUAUUGAGUGUUUUAUCUGGAGUAGAUGUUCCUGAAUACAAACCAUCAGAAAAGCAUAUAGAGACAGAUGAGAGCAUUAAAAAACCUGAUCAGAUGAAGAUGACGGUGAGCAGUGAAGAAGAGCGAGAAGCCAUCACACAGCUACAGGAAGCUAUCGACUCCAACGUUAUUACAGCAGAGAGACUACACAUGACUCCGUUGUUCUUCGAGAAAGACGAUGACUCAAACGGACACAUGGAUUUUAUAGCAUCGGCGUCUGCUCUCCGGGCUCGUAUGUACGCCAUCGAAGCCGCUGACCGACUGCAAACCAAACGGAUCGCGGGCAAAAUCAUCCCCGCUAUCGCCACAUCAACCGCCGCUGUCUCAGGACUGGUGGCAGUUGAGUUGAUCAAAGUUGCUGGUGGUUAUGGAUUCGAAUCGUUUAAAAACUGUUUCUUCAACCUAGCCAUUCCAGUCAUGGUGCUCACUGAAACGGCACAGGUUAAGAGAACCCAGAUCAGAGAUGACAUUUCCUUCUCUAUCUGGGACCGUUGGACUGUCUUUGGUCAUCAGGACUUCACCUUAUCUGAGUUCAUAAGCGCAGUCAGAGAGAAGUAUGGAAUCGAGCCCACUAUGGUUGUUCAUGGAGUAAAGAUGCUGUACGUGCCGGUCAUGCCCGGCCACAACAAAAGACUCAAACUGACAAUGCAGAAACUGAUCAAACCCUCAGCAGGCAGGAAAUAUGUAGACCUCACUGUAUCAUUUGCCCCUGAGGUGGAUGGGGACGAAGAUCUGCCGGGUCCACCAGUGCGCUAUUACUUCAGUCGAGAAAGCGAGAGCGGCAACACAGCCUGACGCACGCACUCUUCUCUCUUUUGGCCCGUGGACCACUAGCGGAGUAGCACUUAAUCCGACCCCAUGUACAUAGUGAAUUUUCAUUUUCUACUGGUUUAUUAUUUUAUUGCGCAGUGUUGUCUGUGCAGAUGCCUUAAGAUAAUUAUAUUGUGCUUCAAUGUGACAAUAAUAUUAAUGCUCUGAUGAGUAAAACGAAAACAGUGUUUACACGAUC
Molecule: messenger RNA, 3487 nt
Organism: Misgurnus anguillicaudatus (oriental weatherfish)
Lineage: Eukaryota; Metazoa; Chordata; Actinopteri; Cypriniformes; Cobitidae
Gene: uba6
Product: ubiquitin like modifier activating enzyme 6
Biological process (GO): protein sumoylation
Cellular component (GO): cytoplasm; SUMO activating enzyme complex
Molecular function (GO): SUMO activating enzyme activity
Source: RefSeq, a predicted model, not a curated record